This is a messenger RNA of Rubroshorea leprosula, 1019 nucleotides long. NCBI's taxonomy places the organism in Eukaryota, Viridiplantae, Streptophyta, Magnoliopsida, Malvales, Dipterocarpaceae. The record is from the annotation of a GenBank genome assembly.
UCUCUUCUCUCUUCCCCUUCCUGCAAUCGGAGAGACAGAGCUCCUUCUUCUUCCUGGUGAAGAAUAGCGGCCGAGAAAGAUGAUACCGCAGAAAUGGACGUCUCCAUGCGGAAACCAAUGCACUCAGAAAUACUCAGCGCUGUUGCAAAUUCCAUGGAGAGUGUUUUGCAAAAAGGGAUGUGAUUCUGAUGCAGAGACAUGGGAUGAAUGCGUGGAAGAGUGUGAGGAGAUAUGCUUCAAGGAUCCUGUACUUAAAGACCAGCAGUGGAGUGCUUAUAUUGAUCGUUCUCCUGGAGCUGCCAGCCACUCAGAGGAUUGUUUUCAUGCUUGUGUGGCUGGCUGUGGUUAUAAGGUUGGUUUGUACUCCUGAGUUUGAAAUAUUGUAAAUUUUUCUUCCCUUUCUUCACAGGCAUUUUUUCCUCCCUUUCUUCAUUGGCAUUGUUAUGGUCCUUUAUAUGCUUGCAGUUUGACAUUCUCCAAGAGAAAGUUGAUCAAGUUAAGCCAUGCAGGCCACCCACGCCUCCUCCCCCUGUUAAGAAACCACACCCUCCAGCUACCAAACCAAAUGAACCCACUGAAGAUGUUCCUUCCACGUCUGCGUAAUCAGAGGCAAAAGAGAUAAUCUACAACUAAGUCAUACUCUCCGUUAGCUAGGCAUCUUAUAGUUUACUUCAUUUUACCAUGAUCAGCAGGGUAUCAGGCUUGUUUUAUAACAGAAGCACCCUUUUUGCUCCUUUAUCUUGUCCCUAACCAGAUUCCUUAAGCUCCAGAUAAAUCGUUUCUCAACUGGAGUUUUUAGUAGCAGACUGCUGACAUAGAUGUAAUUAGAUAUACCCUCCAAUUUUGUUGGCAACUUGGAGGUUUGGUGAAUUUUUUGUUUUUCUGAUUUCCAAAAUAACCAAUAGAUGUAUCCACUUAAAUUUUAGUGAAAAACUUAUGCAGGAUUUCUUCUUUGGAUAAUCGAGAACCAUAUUAGCUUGAUGUAGCCAUGGGGAAUGAAAUAACAUACUGCAUUAGCG